Debaryomyces hansenii CBS767 is the source of this 987-nucleotide messenger RNA. RefSeq lists its product as uncharacterized. Gene Ontology annotation, cellular component: mitochondrial inner membrane. Lineage: Eukaryota; Fungi; Ascomycota; Pichiomycetes; Serinales; Debaryomycetaceae. The transcript has a single exon. The record is from RefSeq and is a predicted model, not a curated record. Gene Ontology annotation, biological process: inner mitochondrial membrane organization. The coding region runs from base 1 to 987 and encodes 328 amino acids.
AUGAUCCCGGUCAAGAGUAGUAGAGCAACGAAUAGGUCAUUGAGGAGGGCGAUUGGAUUACGUUCUAUAAGUAUACUUUCUAAAUUCAAACUUAAUUCCAGUCAGGAUAUAUCCAAAGAACUAUCAAAUGAUAAUUUACCAAAAGUUACUGGCAAUGGGCCAUUUAUAGAAUUACCGUCAUUCAAGCCAUUAGGAAAUCCCAGUGACUUGCUUAAUAUUACAUUGCCUCAAUCAUCGAAAUUGAGCAUUAGGAAUGGUACUAUCAUAGGGAUAAAUGGAGAUUUGAAGAAGCUAUCAAGUGUUCCCCAAAUAUUACAUAAAACCGAAUAUCAAGAAUUAACGUCUAAUUCAUCUGUAUCGUUAUUAAUUAAUGGGGGCAUGAAUAAUUAUUCAAUAAUUGAAGUAAACAGCAUAGAGGACAAAUGGACUAUUUUGAAUGAUAAGAGUAUUAUUGCAUGGACCGGGUUUAAUCUACAAUUAAAGCCGAUAGAACUUCUUGAAAGGUGUAAUAGUUUUCAAACCGAUGGAAAAGGAAUAAUUAUAGUGAAUGGAGAAGAGCAACUAUUUGAUAUCACAUUAAGUCCUAAUGAACAGAUUUUAAUAAAUCCAAAUAGCUUAGUUGCUUCUAACUCAUCAAUUAGCUAUUCAACUCUUAACCGCCCUUGGACUGAACCAUUAAAAUUUUCCAGGAAUUUUCAGUUACCUACUAUUUUCAAUUCUUACAUCAAUAGUUUUAAAUCAUUCAUCAGCUCCCGAUACUCAAGAAUAAUUAUUUCCCUUGGAAUUAUUAACCAAAUGAAGAUCUUAAGAAGCUACUACCAUUCUUUUAAAAAGCUUAUUAUUUAUAACGUUAUCAAUAAGUUCUACAAUAAGCCAAUUUAUUUCAAAAUUACUGGUCCUGGAAGAUUGCUUCUUGAUAAUAAUGUCCAUCUUACGAACCGCAAAAAUUUCACUAAGAAAGAAAUUAAUGAUAUUUUGAGAAACUAA